This is a messenger RNA of Gadus morhua (Atlantic cod), 732 nucleotides long. It is a transcript of the gene gpx9, whose product is annotated as glutathione peroxidase 9. Gene Ontology annotation, biological process: response to oxidative stress. The record is from RefSeq and is a predicted model, not a curated record. Gene Ontology annotation, molecular function: glutathione peroxidase activity. Lineage: Eukaryota; Metazoa; Chordata; Actinopteri; Gadiformes; Gadidae. The transcript is spliced from 5 exons. The coding region runs from base 18 to 467 and encodes 149 amino acids.
AAUACAUUAUUCAUUGGAUGUCUGGAAGAAUGGAAUGUGACAUUUCAAUCAUGCACCACCGACUGAAUGCACUGAUGGAUAUGUUCGGGGGCCUCCACUUCACUGUUCUAGGGUUCUGCUGUAACCAAUUUGGUCUCCAGUCGCCAGAGGUGAACAGUGAAACACUAAAUAUACUUAAGUAUGUGCGACCAGGAGGGGGAUUCAUACCCAAGUUCCCUGUGUUUGGGAAGGUAGAGGUGAAUGGGUUAAGCGAAGAGCCACUUUUCACCUAUCUCAAGGACUCUUUGCCUUUUGUAAACCCUGUUAUUGGAGACAUAAAGAAAUUCUACUGGUCACCUAUCAGAGUCAAUGACAUUCGAUGGAAUUUUGAAAGGUUUCUAAUCACUGCAGAUGGUGUGCCAUUCAGACGUUAUGAACUUCACUGUCCUGUUUCAACGGUGGAAAGAGAUAUUGCUGAACUACUAUAGUAGUAAAUGUCUUAAUUUUCCCAAAAUGUGUGUUCAACAUCAGUGGUAGAGUGACGAUCCCUCUGUAAAUGCAGACAUGCACCUGAGCUGGAUCUGAUGGGGAGGAGCCUGACUCAGAGAUUUAGUGCAUUCACUCUGAGGACUGCUUCCCUUGGACCAUUGGUGUUGAAUUUGUUUAUCGGCUCUCAAUACAGCCAUGUUGUAAAUCAAACAUAAAUAAGUAUGUGCUAAAAUAGUACAUGAAUAAACAACCUUUAUGCAUCUA